GCCCCUGCUUAUAGACCGGAAGUCCGGACCUUAAGUCUCUUUCCCGACUCUCAAGAUGGCGGACCAAAACCCCCCAAAGGAGCUAAAGGAAAAAAAGGUCAAAAAAGAAAAAAAGGAAAAGAAGCCCAAAAAGGAAGAUGCUGCUGAGAAGGUGGUGAAAAAGCCUCGAAAGCAUUGCAGCCGCAACCCGGUCCUGGCCAGAGGGAUUGGCAGAUACUCAAGGUCUGCCAUGUAUUCCAGGCGGGCCAUGUACAAACGCAAGUACACUGCACCCAAAACCCGGAUUGAAAGGAAAAAGAAAGAGAAGGUACCUGCUACCAUCUCAAAGCCAGUUGGUGGGGAUAAGAAUGGAGGAAACCGAGUGGUGAAGAUCCGCAAAAUGCCUAGGUAUUACCCUACCGAGGAUGUGCCUAGAAAGCUGCUCAGUCAUGGCAAAAAGCCCUUCAGCCAGCAUGUGAGGAGACUCCGAUCUAGCAUCACCCCAGGCACAGUUCUGAUCAUGCUCACUGGCCGCCACAGGGGCAAGCGAGUGGUUUUCCUGAAGCAGCUGGCUAGUGGCUUACUACUGGUAACUGGACCUCUGACCAUCAACCGUGUUCCUCUGCGAAGAACCCAUCAGAAAUUUGUUAUUGCCACUUCUACCAAGGUUAACCUUUCAGGUGUGAAAAUUCCAAAUCAUCUUACUGAUGCUUACUUCAAGAAGAAGAGGCUCCGUAAACCUAGACACCAAGAAGGAGAGAUUUUUGACACAGAAAAAGAGAAAUAUGAGGUUACAGAGCAGCGCAAGGCUGACCAGAAAGCAGUGGACUCUCAGAUCCUGCCCCAAAUCAAGAAGAUUCCUCAGCUCCGUGGCUACCUGCGUUCUGUAUUCUCUCUCUCCAAUGGAGUCUAUCCUCACAAACUGGUGUUUUAAAUGCCUGGCAGAGAACUCUUAUUAAAAUAUUUGAAAUAAC
Messenger RNA from Dromiciops gliroides (monito del monte), 953 nucleotides. It is a transcript of the gene RPL6, whose product is annotated as ribosomal protein L6. Gene Ontology annotation, molecular function: structural constituent of ribosome. NCBI's taxonomy places the organism in Eukaryota, Metazoa, Chordata, Mammalia, Microbiotheria, Microbiotheriidae. Gene Ontology annotation, cellular component: ribosome. Bases 56 to 913 code for a protein of 285 amino acids. The record is from RefSeq and is a predicted model, not a curated record. The transcript has 6 exons. Gene Ontology annotation, biological process: translation.